Messenger RNA from Zootermopsis nevadensis, 822 nucleotides. NCBI's taxonomy places the organism in Eukaryota, Metazoa, Arthropoda, Insecta, Blattodea, Termopsidae. The record is from RefSeq and is a predicted model, not a curated record.
CUCACUGGAUGGUGAUGCAAUGUCAGUUUCAGCAGCUCCUGGAAAACAAACUGUGCUCUCAGCAACCAACACAAGUCAAGAAAUUUUGGAAUACCACGAAGAGACGAUGAUUGCAAUGUCUGUGCCAUUUACUUACCAAGCUGGUUUGAAUGGGGGAUCAAAGAAUUCAUAUGACCACAUAUACCUGUCUACUCAGCGCCAGCCCAGUUAUGGAACUAAGGACUUGGCUAAUGGCAGUCUGGCAUUAGACAUUCAUAAUCAAGACUGUCAAUACAGUGAAGGAAGAAGAUAUGAUUUUGUAGAUGUAGCAUCAACCUCUUUGCUCUGUACAACACCAUACACAUACCAGGGUUAUCAACAAUGUACAGUAACAACAGACUGUCACACCAACCGUUCAGCAAGUUUGCCACCACCAUAAAAUCAGCUUCCAUGUGGAAUAAAUGUGACUUCAACUGAACAUUCUGUACAACAAUUCUUCCAAGAACUGAGGUGCUCUGUAUCAGUGCAGGACAUUCCCACUUUUGAAAUGUGUGUCUGAGAAACCACUGUCUUUUAGAAUCUAUAUACUCCAAAAUUUGUUACCACUACAUAUUCAUAGUAACAGGAGAAUUUUCAAUAAUAUAUUUUUUCAGACUGCAACAAUUUAAUGUGGCUAAAGACACAGACUUUUAAGACAGCGAAAUUUUUUUGAAAUUUUCUGUACAUAAGAUAUAGUGUAACAAGGCACAUUUUUCUCAUUAUUUCGGAACUGCAAUCAUUGAUUUCAAUUCACAAUAGAAUUUCUUUAAAACUGAGCCCACACAUUCUAAAGUCAUAUUUAGA